UGGAGAAUACUGUCGAUGGACAUUUUUAAUCUAUUAAAAAGUAAUUAAUUAAUAUUUUUAAUACUAGUGAAGUGUAAAAUUAUGUAUAUCGUUGACUGAUCAGCUCUACACAUCACCCUGCCACUGGAUCAUCUCAUCUUAACCCGUAUCAUUUUGAUAUCAUCGAGUCACAUUCGCAGAAUGGCCUAACCAAAAGAUCUCAACGCUAGUUAAAUAAAUGCCGAACUUUAGAAGACCCAUUUUCGUCGUAUUUAUUCGCUGACGCCAGUUCGUUCGAGAUUCAAGCAUGUACUUGAAAAUUCGACAGUCGACUACGACAGACCAGCUCGUUAUUUAAUUACGCGUAUCGUAUCCGAAUCGUUAUCGUGCAAUGCUACCUUUAAAAAUUACCACCGAACUCGAAACAUAAUCGCCAGUAGCCCAUCGCACCUAGUUCAAAUCAAAAUGGUGUGCAUAAUGGAAGAAGACGAGUCGGCGGUUUGCGUGGUGCGUGAUUUUUCGGGCACCUCGCAAGACUGGAAGAUCGAAACGUUGGUGACGGCCUCGACAACUGGUAAACAGUUCCUGAGGGAGAUCGCCGAUCGGUAUAACUUCGAGCCGGAUUCAUUUCGUUUGGUUUCGCCUACACCUUAUAAGAAAAAUAACGUUUACCAGGCGGUAAUCACUCAAGAUACCGAAGAAACGCUCAAAGAAAUCGGCAUUAAUUUCGAAAGCGGCAGUCGUAAUUUAUUUAUCGUCGAAGGUUUGGACGGCCAAAAUCCUAGGCUGGUUUCAAAGCACGACGAUCUAGAAUUAGGUGCAUCUGCUAGUCCGGAGGAGCCAUCCUCGUCCAACUCUUCGAGUCCGCCGUGUCUUACGAAUAUACCAGAAACCGGCACCGGGUACUCGAGUUAUCGUUUUGUGACGCCGAAAAAAGACUCGUGCAGGCUGCAGCGUCGAAAACAACGUCUCAGUUUGUCCGAAUCGAUCGAUUCACCCUCCGGCGUCGAAUAUCGCGGUCUCGUCAAUCAGGCGAUGACAUGUUACCUGAAUAGUCUGUUGCAAGCUUUAUUCAUGACGCCGGAGUUUCGUAACGCUUUGUAUAAUUGGCGAUUUGUUCCUACUUGCGGUAUGGAUGAGUCCAAAUCCAUACCGUAUCAGCUGCAAAGAUUGUUUUUAAAUUUACAAACAUCACCUCGUGAUUCAGUCGAGACCACCGAACUGACUCGCAGCUUCGGAUGGGAUUCUAGUGAAGCGUGGCAACAGCAUGAUAUUCAAGAGCUGUGUCGCGUUAUGUUCGAUGCCUUAGAACAAGAAUUUAAAGGAACGGAACAAGCUGAUCUCAUCAAUGGAUUAUAUCAGGGAAAAAUGAUCGAUUACGUAGAAUGUCUAGAAUGUGGUACAGAAAAAAGUCGCGAAGAUACCUUUUUGGAUAUUCCGUUACCAGUUCGACCGUUUGGAAGUAGCACAGCGUAUGGUAGUGUGGAAGAAGCGCUCAGAGCUUUCGUUCAACCCGAAGUACUCGAAGGAAAUAAUCAGUAUUUUUGCGAGAAAUGUAAUAAAAAAUGCAACGCUCACAAAGGCCUGAAGUUCACCAAGUUCCCGUACCUGUUGACGCUGCACUUGAUGAGAUUCGAUUUCGAUUACAGUACCAUGCAUCGGAUCAAACUCAGCGAUAAAGUCUCGUUUCCACAAACGUUGAACCUGAAUAGUCUUAUUCCUUAUUCGAACGUCGUCUCUUCCACGUCUCCUCUGUAUAAAGAAGAAGGUAGCGAAGGUUUUCCAGAAGAAAUCACCGGAUCUAGUAGCAAGUGCGACGAUAGUAGUACCACCGAUAGCGGUUCUGCUAUCGACGACGAAGGAUGCAUGGCUUCUUCGAACGAUAACGUCGACUACGAUCAGGACGUGGACGAAGGUAUCGACGUGAGUAAUCAAAUUGAAAACGAGAAAAAUCGCCUCAAUAAUGAAGCCGGACCUUACGUUUACGAGUUGUUCUCCGUCAUGGUGCAUUCUGGUAGCGCCUCCGGUGGUCACUAUUACGCUUACAUUAAAGAUUUCGAAACCGGAGAUUGGUACUGUUUCAACGAUCAAAGUGUCCAUAAGAUAACCAGCGAACAAAUCGAAAGCUCUUUUGGUGUAUAUGGACCGUCGAGAGGGUAUUAUUCGGGAGUCUACAGCUCCAGCAUGAACGCUUAUAUGUUGAUGUAUCGACAGAUCGAUAAAGAAAGGAACGUGUUACCUUUGAAAGAAGACAGAUUCCCGGCUCAUAUCAAAACUUUACUCAAGGAAAUGAACGAAAACGCUAAUAACUAUAGACAAAUGAAGGAAAAAGAACGCGAACUGGUUCGACUGAAGAUCUAUUUCCAUCAACCGGCCACCGAUAAACGUAUAGAUUGUAGAUUAGACUGCGAAGCACACGAAACAUUGAAAGAAGUUGUUAAAAAAGCGUACAAGAAAUUGCAACUAGAAACAACGACUCCGUUGGAUUACUGCCGGCUGGUCGUAUACAACAGUCAGGACGAUACGAUCGAACGCAGUCUCGAGGGUAAAGAUCACGAAGAAAUCGGUAAUAUAUUCUUCAAAAAACACAUCGCUUGGAAUUACAAGAAACAAGAAAUGUUGUUGGAAAUUCGCCCUAAAGAUAAACCCUUCCCAGUUUACAAACCCGGAUGCAUAUCUUUGAAACUAUCGUUGGUCCAUAUCGACAAAAACCAAAUCGAUAACGCUAUCGUUUUACGAACCAAUUUAUUGAACAAAGUGAAAGAAUUCAAAGAAGAAUUAUACCAGCAUUUCAAUUUCGACCCUCUCGUUUACUAUUUGUUAAUCAUGUUGGAGGUUAAAGGAAACGCGGUGAAAUUCAUCGACGACGAUGAAGCUCAGCUCAAGGAUUGCGGUGAAUUCCCCAACUCGAAAGUUUUUGUAUGCUUCCAAACCAACGCUACCGAUAUGCCGACCAAAUAUAGAAUAGCUAUGCGAAAACUCGUACUGCAGUAUUUAAAUGUGAUCAAAUUGAAUGUCCUUUUGCCAGAUAUUAAACCUGAUAUACUGAAAAAAUGGUCGAUUCCUACUCUAUCCGAAUACAACAGUAUCAAUCACAAAUACAACGAAGAAAAUCAGCCCACCAAAAAGAUCAAUAAAGAACCCUACGAUGAUCUAGAAGUAACAGCAAAUAACGUCGCUGCCCAAUAUAACGGAUUUUCAUCCGCUUCUGCUGUUCCGGCUGCUUCGAAUGGCGACGAAGUGUAUUCUAACGAGAUAUCUAUGCCGAAUUCAAACGCUGCCGGUGCUAUGAACAUCGGAGGUCAUCAUAGCGAUCAAAGUGCCAGUGAAGAUAGCAGUCUCACCGAUAGCGAUAGAACAAUUAUUGGCGAUACUCAGGAAGAAUAUCAAAUGUCCAGUUCAGGAUCUUCUCCUCGAGGAGGCGGUGGCGAUUUCCGCCAAAGAUCAAUGAACGAUUUAGUCGCCGAAGACGACCAUUGUUCGGAUAUAUGGGAUCGACAUUCGGAUAGCCUAGACAACAACGACGUAUGCCACAACGAAAACGAAUUCUAUUUCAAGGAAAUCCACAACAGCGUAACUUUCAAUAAAAAGAAGAGUGGCAUGAUUUCAGAUUUAAAACUCGAGGUAGAUAAACGUACGCCGGUCGAUGUAUUCAAAAAGAACCUCGAACAAUACGUACAAACUCCCAGCGUGUUUUUCAAAAUAUCUCCGUACGCGAAUAUUCAAGACGAACAAGGAUACAUGAGUCGAAUGGAUAUCAGCUCGUUGGAAAAGCUGGAAAACGACGCAACGUUGCAUAUUAGACUUAACCCGAUAAUGAAACCGAAUACCCCAAGGGUGAAGCUUUCGUUACUCGAUUAUAAGGCUAAUAGAAUCGAAAAUUAUAUCGACGAUAUUCCUAUAUUCGAAGAUAAAAGCGUCGGUGAAACGAAGAAAUACCUUGUACACUAUUUACGUUGGGUUCAAAAUAUCGAUAUGGAUUUCGAAAGUUGCCGUUUACACGUCAUUUCCGGCGGUAUCCGAAGAGUAUGUUUGAACGAUGAAAUUUGGGCUAGUCUCAAAUUGAAAAACGACUGGCAACUGUAUAUACAAAGGUUGUAUUCCGACGAAACUAUCACCGAUGCUGAGAAACAAAUCGAUAUACCUAUCAGACGCUAUCAUCCGGCCACCAGAAGUUAUGAUUCUAUAGAGGAAAUCAUUCUCGAAGAUUUCACCAUCGACGCGUUGAAAUCAAAGAUAUCAGAAAUCAGCUCGAUACCCGAAGAAAAUCUAAUCAUCAGUUUGCAAGAAAUCACGCAGCGAACCAACGUAUCAUCUAUCGAGUGGAGCUCCGUCAUGAAUAUUUCAUCUCUGCAUAAAUCGCAAAAUAGUCUAAGGGAAAUCAAUCAUUUAGUAAAUUACAAAGAUGGCAGAGAAGACAGUAACGACGACUCUUCCGAUAGAAAAGGAGUCAAGAAAGUUCUCCGACGAGAAAAACCUCUCCGAAUAGUCGUAGCUGAAAAAACAUCUUGCAAUGGUGAAAAUUCAAAUAGCACCGCUUCGAGUUGAUUCUUCAAUCGUACUCGUUCCUUCGGUUGGAUUCUAUAAUCGUAUAAAUAUUUAUGCUUAAUAUACUAGAAUGUGUUUCAUUGUAGAAAAAUUUUUCAAUGUGUUUUUUUUUUCUUUUUCUUUUCUCUUUUUUUUCUCGUAAUUUUUAAUUCAAUUCUUCAAUAAAAUGUACCUAAAAAAUACGGUUUUAACGCGGUUUAUUUAAAUAUGUAUUUCGCGUAGUUUUAGUAACUCAUCGAACAAUGCCGAUUUUUUUUUAUUCGUUUUAUCGCCGUCGAUGAUUUUUUUUUUGAGCAUUUUCGAUGUGAUUUUGUUCGUUACGCUGAAAUAAUUCGCGUCAUUUUUACUCUUCUUAUUUAUGUUUCGUGUGAAAUGAUGCUGGUUUUAAUUUUUUUUCUCUUCUUUUUAAAUACCAAUAUUUAUUUAUUUAUUGAUUAAUUAUUUAUUGUUGAAUGAACUUGUGAUGUGAUGAGAUAUCGACCAGAGUUGAUGUUUUAAAAAAUUUCACCCGAAUAAAAUUUACCAUCAUUUCGUACCAAUUGUAUCGUCUAGCAUUUUGUAAUAAUUUAUCCUUACGUCGCUACUUUAUCGGUAAAAAUUAGCGACGUAUACUUAAUGAAUUUUUCUGUUUUACUUAUUCGUAUAAAAAUAAUCGUCUACCUACAUAAAUAUUUUCGUUUUAUUUUCUUCUGUCCAGAUUUUAAUUUUUAAAAUUGCGUUUACUGGCAAACAAAACGUGAUUAAAUAAACCUGUGUUAUGUUGUUUAAUUUUUUUUUCAUUUUUUUGCACUCUCGAAUCGAUUUAAGCUAUUAAAAAAAUUCUCGUACAUGAAUUUUUUACCCAACUCGUACCAAUUUUGUAGAAUGUUGUUGGUAUUUAUCUGCCUGAGAAGAAUAAACGACCAACGUGUGAUGUACCUAUCUAUUUGUUUCGGAAAAAUUAUCGUACUUUGAUGGAAUCCGGUCUAAAAAAAAAACGCCAUCGUAGGCCUAUUUGUUUACAAGUUGUUGUGAUAUGUUAGCAUUUUCGCGAACGAAUGUGCUGAAAUAUAUAAUAAUGUAAAUUUGGUUUUAUUUUUACAUUGUGUUGAUGUGUAUUUACUAUCUACUAUCUACGUACUGUACUCGUAGUUUACCUCGAUGUAAUUUUUGUUUCUUUGAUGUCUUAUUUAUUGGUGUUGCCCUCCCUUCCCUCCCCCACCCCCUUUUCUCCUCGAUAUUAAUAACACGCACGUAUCGAAUUUGUUUCGAUGUAUUGAACUUUCAAAAAAGACGGUGUGGAUGAACAUUUUUUUUUUCUAUGUUAGAGGCGGUGUAAAUGAUGAAGUGUAACCUUAUAAUUUUACCUAAUGGUGUAUUCUGUAUCUUUUUUCUUCUUAUUUUUUUUUUGUAUAUUUUGUAUUAUUAAUGAUUGUAUUUUUCGGUGUACCACGAUGCUAAUAAUAUUGACGAAUUGAUUUUUAUUAUCGUAUACAUUUCGCUGUUGAAGAAAUACAGUUUUUAUGUUAUCGUU
Molecule: messenger RNA, 6040 nt
Organism: Planococcus citri (citrus mealybug)
Lineage: Eukaryota; Metazoa; Arthropoda; Insecta; Hemiptera; Pseudococcidae
Product: ubiquitin carboxyl-terminal hydrolase 47-like
Exons: 25
Coding region: 445-4527 (1360 amino acids)
Biological process (GO): protein deubiquitination
Cellular component (GO): nucleus; cytosol
Molecular function (GO): cysteine-type deubiquitinase activity
Source: RefSeq, a predicted model, not a curated record